Molecule: messenger RNA, 2679 nt
Organism: Pelobates fuscus (common spadefoot toad)
Lineage: Eukaryota; Metazoa; Chordata; Amphibia; Anura; Pelobatidae
Product: zinc finger protein 726-like
Exons: 4
Coding region: 106-2202 (698 amino acids)
Biological process (GO): regulation of transcription by RNA polymerase II
Molecular function (GO): RNA polymerase II cis-regulatory region sequence-specific DNA binding; DNA-binding transcription factor activity
Source: RefSeq, a predicted model, not a curated record
UAGGGUACUCAUCGUGCCAUAACCUCUAUAGUGAUAGUCUGUAGUAUUAUGGUGCCUAGACUAAACCUUUAAUUUAACUGUGUGGUGUUAGCAAAUUAUUUAUAUAUGUAUAUUAAUCUUCAGACACAGUUCUACCAGACCAGAAUAUAUGUCACGGUCAUUAACGUCUAUCUCUUCCACAAGGACCAGAACCCAUUGUCAGAUCAUUGUAGUUACCCUGUGCUGAUGAACAUGGACUGGACUCGGAUUGAUGAGAAGAUCUUGGAUCUCACCUUGGAGAUCAUCUCUCUGCUUACUGGAGAGGAUCAGGUGGUUGCAAAAACGUUUUGUGAGUGUGUUGAUCACAACCGUCCUCACCAUGUAACAGAAGGAUCCAUUAAAACAGAGCGCCUCAGUGCAGUGAUUCCACAUUCCUCGCUGAUACAUGAGAGAGAGAAUGACAAGAAGAUCCUGGAACUGACCUAUAAGAUCAUCCACAUGCUAACUGGAGAGGUUCCUAUAAGGUGUGAGGAUGUCACUGUCCAUUUCUCCAUGGAGGAGUGGGAGUAUCUAGAAGGACACAAGGAUCUCUACAAGGACGUAAUGAAGGAGAAUCACCAGAGCUUCAGCUCACUGGAUAAACCUUUAUCAGGUGAAUAUCAUACUCCUGUUUGUAUGCCUGAGUUUGGAAACAAUGAGGAAAGUGUAGCUAAACCUAAAGAUGGACCACACUAUCUGCGAACUAGCAAAGUAAGAAAAAGACUGAAAAAUAAUACACCGUACAUAUGGGAAGAGUCUCCACCGUGUAUAGAGGAAAAUCACAUGGACAUUUACAAAGAGACAGAAUAUCCAUCUACUGAUAUUAAGAAGGAAUCGGCAUUACAUGAAGAAGGGAAUCUCACAGGGUUUGACAUCCAUGCAUGCACAGAUAAUACACAGACAGAAUAUUCAUCUAUUCUUAUUAAGGAGGAAUCAGCCUCGUAUGUAGAAGGGAAUUGCCCAGGAGUCGACAUUUAUAAAUCCAGUCACAAUUCUACUCUUGCAGAUAAUGAAGAUAAUAGAGCUUGUUCAAACAUACAUUCUAUCAAGCCUUGUAUUGAAUUAAAUACACCAUAUCAUAUUGAUGGUAAUGCUACUCAGAGCAAAGACAACAUAGAGGAAAUAUUCCCGAUUUCUGAUUGUCCACAAGGCUUCAGUAGUGACACGCAGGAUGUUAAGCAUCAGCCAACUCAUACAGGUAAAUACUUCUUAUCCACGCCAGACCCUGUUAUACAUGAGAUGAAUCCUAAAGGAGAAAAUCUGAUUUUGUGUUCUCAAUCUGGGUCAGAUUUUAUUCAGGUGUCAAAUCUUGUCAAGCAGGAAAUGGAUUGGCCUGAACAGGCACCGUAUAUAUCCUCUGAAUGUGGGAAAGGUUAUACCCAGGUUGCAGAGCUUGCGUCACAUAAAAUGGUUCAUAGUAAGGAAAGACCAUACAAAUGUACUGAAUGUUCAAAGGCUUUUAAAAAAAAACAUCAACUUGUUACUCAUCAGAAGAUUCACACAGGGGAAAAGCCAUUUAAAUGCUCUGAAUGUGGGAAAUGUUUUAUUUGGAAAAACAAGAUGAUUUCACAUAAAUUGACUCAUUUAGGCGAGAGACCAUUUAAGUGUAAUGAAUGUGGCAAGUGUUUUACCCAAGAGCGUCAUCUUAUUGGUCAUCAAAUGAUUCACAGUGAAGAAAAUCCUUUUAAAUGCACUGAAUGUGGGAAAUGUUUUACCCGGGCCUCAAAUCUUGCAACACAUAAACUUAUUCACACAGGAGAAAAACCAUUUUCAUGCUCUGAAUGUGGGAAAUGUUUUUCCCAGUCUACACUGCUCGCGUCACAUAAAAUCGUUCAUAAUAAGGAAAAACCUUACAAAUGUACUGAAUGUUCGAGGAGUUUUAAAAAAAAGAAAGAUCUUGUUCAACAUCAGAAACUUCACACAGUAGGAAAGCCAUUUAAAUGCACUGAAUGUGGGAAAUGUUUUAUUUCGAAUUCACAGAUGAGUUCACAUAAACGGAUUCAUACAGGCGAGAAACCAUUUAAGUGUAAUGAAUGUGACAAGUGUUUUACCCUAAAGUGUUCUCUUAUUAGUCAUCAAAUGGUUCACACAGGAGAAAAGCCUUUUAAAUGCGGUGAAUGUGGGAAAGGUUUUAACUGGGCCUCAGGUUUUAGCAAACACAAAAGAAUUCAUUACAUGAACUGAUUUCACACAGGAGAAAAAACAUUUCCAUGCUCCUAAUGUCUGAAACAGUUUAAUUUAACCCUUUAAGGACGCGUGACAGAAAUUUUCCGUCAUGCUGAUCCUACCCUUUAAUCCAUUAAAACUAAAUUAAGGAUUAUUCGGUUUAGAAUAAGUAUUAGAUUUAUUAUUAGGUUUAUUAAAUAUAUAUGUUUAAUGAUUAGGUUUAGAAUUAUUUUUAGUAUUGGGAUUAUGUUUCAGAUUAUGUUUCGGAUUAGGGUCAGCACGUGCAACCGAAAGAUAUACAUAUGGGGAAUAUUUGUACUCAGGAGAUGUUACUGAGUACAGCUAAGAUAAUUUUAUGACAGUGGGACACAGAAUUUCAAAAAUAAGCAUAAAAAAUACUAUAGGGGGCUUGACUGCCGUGGAGGGAAGAUGUGCAUAGCUGGAGCUCCCUAGUAAUUUUUGCAAAUAUGGCUAAAAAAAAAGCACUUCUGACCC